Rotaria sp. Silwood1 is the source of this 690-nucleotide messenger RNA. The record is from the annotation of a GenBank genome assembly. Lineage: Eukaryota; Metazoa; Rotifera; Eurotatoria; Philodinida; Philodinidae.
AUGACUGAAACAGUUUCGCAAACUAAUGACAAUGAUACAUCAAUAUUUUCAUGUCUUCAUUGUAUAUUAUCACCAAUAUCGAAAGCUACUGGCUCUGCAACAUUUGCAUUAAAUGAUGCAUUAUGUACAUGCCUUCUUAAUGGGCCUGGUGAAUUACGACAACAACAAGAUGCCACUAAUCGUCUUCAAGUUGAUAUUACAUUUCAAGCUCGUCCAGGUAAUAAUAAUACAAAUUCGACAUCAACAAAAGAUAAACUUAUUGAGCAAUGGCUUGAAACAUUGGUACAUUCAACUGUUUUAACUGAACAUUAUCCACGUUCACAAAUUAAUAUUGUUAUGUAUGAAGAACAAAAUUUAUCUGGUGAAGCAACAAUACUUGCAUGUUUAUGUAAUACACUUUGUUUAACAAUGCUUGAUGCAAAUUUACCAAUGAAAUAUGCAUUUGCUGCUGUACCUGUUGUUCAACAUCCAACAAAAGGUCUUAUAUCAUUACCUAAAACAAAAGAUGAAUUAGCAUCAACAAGUUAUUUUGUUGUUGUUUUUGAAAUAACAUUAAAUGAUAUAUUAGCUAUGCAUGCAAGUGGAGAUUUUGAUAUGAAAACUCUUGAACAAGCUAUAUCUAUUGCUCAACCAAUAGCUAGACAAAUAUUUCAAUUUUAUAGACAAGAACUUGAAAAAAGACUAACCUAG